Molecule: messenger RNA, 913 nt
Organism: Salvelinus sp. IW2-2015
Lineage: Eukaryota; Metazoa; Chordata; Actinopteri; Salmoniformes; Salmonidae
Gene: sat2b
Product: spermidine/spermine N1-acetyltransferase family member 2b
Molecular function (GO): N-acetyltransferase activity
Source: RefSeq, a predicted model, not a curated record
AAGUCGCUGACGAGACAGUGAUUAAAUCUUUCCAAUUGAUUUGUACAAGUCGAUAACAGUCGAGUCGUUGCUGUAGUUUGUUUAUACUGUAGCCUACGUCCGCUAAAAUACAGCUUUAAAAAUGAAUUUUAAAGUCCGCGCUGCAAGAAAAGAGGAUUGUAAGGAAAUAUCUAGAAUGAUUAUGGAGUUGGCUGUGUAUGAGAAAAUGGCAGACCAGGUGAAGACUUCUCAUGAAGAGUUGGAGCGUGAUGGGUUCUCUCCAAACCCCUUCUAUGAAUGCCUGAUCGCUGAAGUGCCAGAUGAACACAAGACCAAAGAUGGGUACACCGUCGUUGGGUACGCCCUUUACUUCUACACCUACAGCACGUGGAAGGGGCGGUCCGUGUACAUGGAGGACCUCUAUGUAAUGCCUGACUUUAGAGGAAAAGGCAUCGGAAAGGGACUGAUGGCCAAAGUAGCUCAGGUAGGGGUGGAGAAGCAGUGUGUGCGGCUGCAGUUGUCUGUCCUAGAAUGGAACAAACCGUCACUAGAUUUCUACAUUGCCAAGGGUGCCGAGGACCUGACUGCCAAAGAAGGUUGGCACUUCUUACGGUUUGAUGGACAAACCCUGGACACAUUAGCUAAGGAAGCACCUAAAGAUUAGAGCAUUUUAUAGGCCUGGGUCUAGUUUAGUUCCGCCCAUAACAUCACACAGUGGGCAGGUUCAUUUUGCAUUGGUGGGUGGAGAUUUCACUUUUCACUUUAGGACUAAUGGAAACGCCGCUCAGCCGGAGCCCUGGGUGAUGCAAAACAAACAAACCCAGUCCUCCUUUAUGUUUAAUGUGCAUUUAAAUAUAGUCAAACAUUAUUACAUUUAUAUAUAUAUAUAAAGUUUGGACACAGCUACUCAUUCAAGCUGUCAUCAAGGCAAACG